Molecule: messenger RNA, 318 nt
Organism: Vairimorpha ceranae
Lineage: Eukaryota; Fungi; Microsporidia; Nosematidae
Exons: 1
Coding region: 1-318 (105 amino acids)
Source: RefSeq, a predicted model, not a curated record
AUGUGUGAUGAAUCGCUGUAUCCACCUAUUAGUCUUUCUCUUCAUUGUGUAAUAUUUAAUCAUUUGAUCAGAUUUGUCUACACCCCCAUAUAUUUGUUAUAUUGGUGUAUAACAUCUAAUAUAACUUUUCAUUUUACUUCUACAAUAACAUCAACACUAAAUUUUGUAGUAAGUAUCACUACAGGUUUUUUGUCGUUCCAUAUUAGGUUCUGCGAAUUUUCUUUUUUAACAGUUUCUAAGUUUUCGGGCCCCCUCUAUUAUUUCUCAAAGUUCCCCAUACAUAAAUACCAUCAGAAAGAAGAAGUUAUGCAAGUUUAA